Thrips palmi is the source of this 3750-nucleotide messenger RNA. Its product is annotated as probable serine/threonine-protein kinase MARK-A. Gene Ontology annotation, biological process: protein phosphorylation. Bases 323 to 2695 code for a protein of 790 amino acids. Gene Ontology annotation, molecular function: ATP binding; protein kinase activity. NCBI's taxonomy places the organism in Eukaryota, Metazoa, Arthropoda, Insecta, Thysanoptera, Thripidae. The record is from RefSeq and is a predicted model, not a curated record. The transcript is spliced from 10 exons.
AGUUGUUUUUUGACCACCUUACUAUAUUUUUCAUAGCUUGCGUGUAUGUAAAAAUUGCUUGUGUGUGUGCGUGCGUGUGCGUAUGUGUGUGUAAGAGCAGGAUGCAGUAUUUAGUGGAUCAAUUUAGAUAGCAUUUUAGGAGCCAGUAAUCUAAACCUGUGACUUAUGUCCUCUACAGGACUUUAUCCAUGACUCUUCUCCGUGUCAUCUUGUUGUCUCCCACCUGAAAUGAAGGAUACUUGUCUUGGGUAGCAGAAACAACUAUUCUGUAACCUUAAAGUUGUGCAGUUUACUGUUUAGUUUUCUAGUCAAUCCUCAAGAUAUGGGAGAGUAUUCCGACCCUAGUACUUACCGCACUGAAAGAAUGGAAACAAACUUCGACGAAGCCCAGGAGGUGCCAACUUGCAGUGGUUACCGUGAUUAUUCUACUAUUUCUGGAUUCACAUAUGACCAGCCCAAGAGACAACGUAUUAAUGAUAGUAUUCAACGUAGGCAACUGAAAGAAGUGAAACUGUCAAUUCCAGCUGCAGGUACUAAAGUUUCUAAUCGCACUGUUAGACGGGCUGGUCCAUAUUUACUUGGCCCAACAUUGGGUAACUCUCCAGUUGAUAGCAUUGUCCAAUGUCUGGCAAGGAAGGAAGGCACUGACAAUUUCUACACUAUUAAAAUUCUUACCCUUCUUGAUGGCGAAAAGAACGAAGAAAGAGAGCAAGAUGAACGCCAGGGGAAGAUGCUUUUACACACCGAGUAUUCUUUACUGUCUCUAUUGAAAAAUGAAGAAGGUGUGGUUCAGCAUCAUGACUUUUUCAAGGAUGUAGCCUUGGAAGAACAUGUGGACAGAUCCAAAGGACUUGUUUACACUGGCCGUGUGCACCAAAGGCUUUGCCUUGUCCUUGAUUGUCUUGCAGCUCAUGACUUUUGUGAAAGAUCUCAAGAACUAGUAAAUUUACAACAUUAUGUCAUUAUUGAAAAGAAACUUUGUGAAUUACAUGCACUUAUUAUAUUUUACAAUGUAGUUAAUGUUGUUGAGAGGCUUCAUGCUAUGAAUGUUGUCCACCGAGAUCUAAAGCUUGGCAACUUGGUCCUUGAUCGAAGAAAUCACAAAGUCACCAUCACUAACUUUUGUCUCGGGAAACAUCUAGCAAGUGAAAAAGAGCGUCUGCAAGACCAAAGGGGUUCUCCUGCCUACAUCUCACCUGAUGUCCUAUGUGGAAAGCCAUACCUGGGUAAACCUUCAGAUAUGUGGGCACUUGGUGUAGUGUUAUUCACUAUGCUGUUUGGACAGUUCCCUUUCUAUGAUUCAAGCCCCCCUCAGUUAUUUAACAAGAUUCGGGCUGCUGACUACACUAUUCCAAGUGAUGGGAGGGUAUCAGAGGGAACAAAGGAACUGAUUCAACGUCUUAUUGUGCUUGAGCCAGAGAUGAGGCUAACUGCAUCUCAGGUUUUGGAUGUACUAUCAACCAUAAUUUCCGCAAGCAGGCCACUGUAUCGUGGAGAAGACCUUCAAGUGGUCCCAGACUGUGACGGUGAUGAACAGGAUGAAGAAAAGGCAAUCUGCAAAGAGACUCAAAAUACAACACAGAUGUCAUCUGAUACAGUUGCUGGUGUUUGCAAAAACACUAUUCGACAGCUGCACAAUUUGCAGAACCAAAUGGAUGAGAUCCAAAGACGAGCAGAAGAAGCCCUUGCCAUGUUGGAGCCAAACCAAAAUAGACUAAGAUCACUUCCAUCACAACAACUUUCAUCAAACUCUAGCAAUCGUCUUCGAUCAGCAUCAGAGUUAUUCUCAUCCACACCUACAGGUAGUUCUAGCGCUGCUCAAGGUCGCGGUACUCCACCAAGCUCUACUCCAGUUCUAAAUAGAGUAUCAUGGCGGAAUCUUCAAACUCGAGUUGGCGGCCGCAUCCCUGUGCACCGAUUGGCAAGUGACGCCAGAGAACUCACUGUGGAAGAAAUGGCCAGAUUCCACAACCUCAUUCCUACAAACCGAGCAUCAGUGAGGCAUGUCCCAUCAUCCAACACUACAUCAACUGCCGCAAGUACUCCUCCGACCCCACAGAGCAGUCGUGAACCAUUACAUAAUAACGCCAUGGCAUUGGAUGCAGUUGUUCAAAGCCUUGGUCCGCUCGUUCCUGCUUCAAGUAUAGUUCAAAGGCUUAACGCGCUUGAUAGCUCUAGAUCCAGCCUGACCCAUCAAGCUGUACCGCAAGGGGUAACACCUCAUGAGCUACAGAGCUUCAUGAGAAAUGCCAGGUCAACUCCAUUGAACACUACAGGAAGACAAACACAACAUGGUCAAGCUCCUAGCCUUGGAAGACAGUCACUUCAAGACCAUCUACAGCUGUUCUCAAGCAGUAAUGCAGCACCUUCAUCUUCUGGCUCUCCACAACAGCACAAUAUACCAACACGUUCCAACAAUGAUCGAUCGCAUCGACAGCGUUUGCAGCGUGCUGUUCCAAAUGACAAUCCAAACCAUGUCAGGCAGCGAGUUGUGCCAAAUGAUGGCCAGACCUUGAAUCAACCAAGAGCCACAAGACCUUACCAACUAUCUCCUAGAGUGCAGAGAAACAUUGCACGUAAUUUAUCAAUGAUCAUACGAACCAGGAUUGGUCAGCACAGGUCUGGCAUGGAUAAUGCUAAUGCUUCAAACAGCAGUGCUAACAAUGCUGAUAGUAAUGGAAACCAGUCAUUUUAAAAUUCCUUUGUAUCUAUGAUUUUCCCUCCUUUCCUCACGUUUAAUCCAACCUUUAUUGUUUCUACAGUAACAUUGCAUGUCUUUUGCCUGUGUUCAGAUAGUGUGAAAUUAAAUUUAUUUGAUCCCCCUAUACUUCCCUUCAAAUCUAAUUAAUUUAUGGUUCCAUUUUUUUUUAUCAAUUUUGAUUGUUUAACAAAAUUUAAAGCAUGCAUAAUUCUUGAAGCUUUUGUCAACAACAUAUAUCAAUCAAAUUGGUGGCUAUUGACAACUAGCAUAUGUGCAGUACAUUACUUCAGUUUUAAUGUACUGCCACUAUUUGUGUUCAAUUGUAUGAAGUAUGGGUUCCGAUGUUUGAAGACUUUCAGUCUGUACUGAUGUGAUAACACUUGUGUGUCAUAUUUGCUUGUUAAUAACAAAAACUUAAAAUUGAACAUUUAAGUUUUAUGUGAUAUAGCUUCUCUUGGGCAUUUUCUAGAAACUCUUGAGGCUGACUUCUAGCGAUUGUAACUGUGUAAUUUGUACAUAAAUUUACUACAGGGUAUUAGUAUUCCCCUCUAUCUCCCAAUCCCCAAUCAUCUACUUUAAUUCACUAGAAAAAUUUAAAAUUUAAUUAGUGGCAAAGUUUUUAUUUGACUAUGUAUGUUAAGUGGAGAUGCUUCAUUUCUACUUAUAUUUUACAGAUACUUAAUUAAAAUUAAAUUUCCAACAAUUUUUUGUUUUGUUUUUGUUCUUGUAGGUUUACGGGUUUAGUAGGAUGCGUACCCCUACCUUCUGUUUGCUGUCAUUUUGUGUUCACCGUGCAUACUACUUUGAUUGUGUUUUGUGCAAGAGACAAUAUGUAUUUUGUCCCCAUCCUUCACUACAGGUAAAUCUACUGUUUGUACAUUUUUUUCCUGUUGUUCUAUGGCCAUACUUUGGUGGACUGUUUAGGUUUUUCCUGACUGCUAUUUUUUUUUGUUAUGUAAAGUCAAUGUGUUUGUAAAUGUCUGUGUCAAUUUCUUAUUCUGUUGAUUAGUUUCUUUGUAGAUCCAUUAAAUGUUUUAUUCAAGAACUUC